GUAGAAUUCACCAUUGCCAAUUGCAUUUCCACACACUCUCAAACAUGGGUACCUACGUUGAAAAAACCACACGUGUGGAGGAACAUGUUUUUCGUAGCCAAUACCCACCUGUCCAUAUUCCUGACAAUGUGACAUUGCCGGAAUUUGUGCUCCAAAAUGCUGAAUUGUAUGCUGACAAGGUUGCAUUUGUGGAUGCUGUGACUGGAAAAGGGGUCACUUAUAGUGAGGUGGUAAGGGGUGUACACAGGUUUUCAAAGGCCUUGAGAUCACUUGGUUUGAGGAAAGGGCAUGUUGUGAUUGUAGUGCUUCCAAAUGUAGUAGAGUAUGCCAUUGUUGCUCUGGGGAUUAUGGCUGCUGGUGGGGUGUUCUCAGGUGCAAAUCCAGCAUCUCAUGUAUCAGAAAUUAAGAAACAGGCAGAGUCUGCUGAUGCCAAAUUAAUUGUCACAAAUGGCACAAACUAUGAAAAGGUGAAGAGUCUAGAGCUACCUGUUAUUGUGCUAGGAGAUGAGAUUAUUGAAGGUGCCAUGAAUUGGAACAAGUUGCUUGAAGCAGCAGAUCGUGCUGGUGAUGAUUUGAACAAAGAGCCUAUUCAGCAGAAUGAUCUUUGUGCCAUGCCAUUCUCAUCAGGCACCACAGGAAUGUCAAAGGGUGUGAUGCUGACUCAUAGAAAUCUAGUGGCUAAUCUUUGCUCUACACUCUUUGGUGUGACCCCGGAAAUGGUGGGGUUGGUCACCACACUAGGCUUGAUUCCCUUCUUUCACAUCUAUGGCAUCACUGGAAUUUGUUGUGCCACUCUUAGGAGCAAAGGGAAAGUUGUGGUGAUGAAUAGGUUUGAGUUGAAAACAUUUCUCAAUGCCUUGAUUGCACAUGAGGUUAUAUUUGCACCCAUUGUGCCCCCUAUCAUUCUCAGCUUGGUGAAAAACCCCAUAGUGGAUGAAUUUGAUCUCAGCAAGCUAAAACUACAGGCCAUCAUGACUGCAGCAGCACCACUUGCACCAGAACUACUUAAUGCUUUUGAACACAAGUUUCCUGGUGUUUCUGUCCAAGAGGCAUAUGGACUAACUGAGCAUAGUUGCAUCACACUCACUCAUGCACAAAAAGGAUUGGGAAGUCCUCAUAAAAAUUCAGUAGGGUUCAUCCUCCCAAAUUUGGAAGUCAAGUUUGUUGAUCCUGACACUGGUCGAUCCCUCCCUAGGAACACACCUGGGGAACUUUGUGUAAGAAGCCAAUGUGUAAUGCAAGGUUACUACAAACAGGUGGAUGAGACUUCCCAUACCAUUGACAAAAAUGGAUGGCUUCACACAGGUGACAUAGGAUUCAUAGAUGAUGAAGAAAAUGUAUUUAUCAUUGAUCGUAUCAAGGAGUUGAUUAAAUACAAAGGGUUCCAAGUUGCUCCUGCAGAGUUAGAGGCUAUUUUGUUGUCUCAUUCAUCGGUUGAAGAUGCAGCUGUAGUGCCAUUACCAGAUGAAGAGGCAGGGGAAAUCCCAGCUGCAAGUGUUGUUUUGAGUCCAGGUGCAAAAGAAAGUGAGGAGGACAUCAUGAACUAUGUUGCUUCCAAUGCUGCACAUUACAAGAAAGUGAGGGUGGUGCACUUUGUGGAAGCCAUACCAAAGUCACCAUCUGGAAAAAUAAUGAGGAGACUUAUCAAAGAGAAGAUGGUGGAAAAGAUGAAAACAAACUCCUUAACAAAAUUUAAAACCAACACUAUCUAAAACAUUAGCAAAUUAUGUAAUUUGCUUUUGAUCAUUCAUGUCUCCAUCUAGUUUUCAAGGUUGCAUUUUAUGGGAUCUAUUAUUUACUACUUGUUGAAAGAAAUACUUAAAAAAUAAAAUUUGACACUUUAGUAUAAUUUCACUUUUGUCCCCAUUGUUAUGUUUUGAUCUGUGAUUCUUCUUCUUGUUUGAUGGGUCAAACACCUAUAUUACCAAUUAUUGUU
Cajanus cajan (pigeon pea) is the source of this 1936-nucleotide messenger RNA. NCBI's taxonomy places the organism in Eukaryota, Viridiplantae, Streptophyta, Magnoliopsida, Fabales, Fabaceae. The record is from RefSeq and is a predicted model, not a curated record.